This is a messenger RNA of Blepharisma stoltei, 1890 nucleotides long. The record is from the annotation of a GenBank genome assembly. Lineage: Eukaryota; Ciliophora; Heterotrichea; Heterotrichida; Blepharismidae.
AUGCAAAAUCACUUCCAGCAAUCUCCAAAUCAGAUAUAUCAAAACCCUUCAGAAGUGAACCCUAGAUCAAAUGAUAUCCAGUUUCAUGAAGCAGAUAUAAAUAAUAAUUCAUAUGAAUCUUCUCAAGAAAACUCCAGUAAUGCUAGUUUUUCUGAAAAAGAUGAGCUCAACUCCACUGAAGAAUACUCAAAUAAACACCUAGCCCUCAGAGCUUCAACAGCCCCUGCUAGGCCGCUAAGCGACAUUGAAGAGUUUCGAAGAAGUUCUGAUUUUUUGUUAUUAGAGCAUACAGUCAUUUGCAGCUCUCAACUCAUAAGGACUGACGAUCAGAAGUAUGAUCUCGAUUCUGAAGAAGGCCAAGCGGCAUGUAAAAAGUUUUUAAAUCAAAUAGAAAGGCUUUGUGAUGUUUUUAAAGCUUUUUGUAGAUCGAGAAGCUAUCGAAAAGUCUUUUCUAACGCAUAUAGAGUACUAUAUAGAGAAGGAUUUUUAUGUUAUCUUACUGAAAUUCUUGAUUCUGCCCAGGAAGGAUUUCCUUACCUUUAUGUGAAUGGGGAAAAGUAUUUAUUUUCUCAAGAAGUCUUGGAGGCUGGGAGAAAUUUGUACAGCUCUUUUUCAAAACUCCAAAUAGAUUUAAGAGAAAUAUAUAAUAGAAUUUGUGAAGAGACAACUUCAGGGAUUGUAGGAGAAGUCAUUUUGUGUUUAACUAAUGCCUUACAAGAAUUUGAUAAUAAUUGGGUAGAUUUUGAGAAUUUGUAUGUUCAUGAGUUGAUGGUUAUUGAGACUGAUGCAAGAAGAUAUAUUACUGAGGGGUGCAAGUCAAAUGACUUUGCCUUUUUGAUAGUGUACAUUUAACCGAAAAAAUUUUGGCCCAAAAUUGAUCUGAUAGUGAGACAUUUGACCGAAAAAAAAACGCUAAUUUUCGGCCAAAUGCGCACUAUCAAAAAUUUUCGACCAAAUGGAUUUCGAUGAAAUGUACACUGUCAAAAAUCCACGGUCAUUUGGCAUGGAGCCAUUACUGAGGGUAUUGACAUUGAAAGAGAAAUGCUCUUACUUGAAGCAAAAGGGAGAUCAAGAGGAAAAUUAAUAUUUGAAAAUGAAGAAUAUAAUCACUGCCGAGAAAGAUUUGUAAAAAUAUUAGGGAAAAUAAACUCUGUCGCCAAUAUAGAAGGAAAAGGCAGAGAUGAUCUUACCCUUGAUAUAUUAAUUGCUGCAGAAGGAAUAUCUAGAAGAAUGACCCAGAACAACCCACUUAAAAACUUGGCUGAUAAGAUCAGACAUUCAUUUACUGUAUUAAGAGCUUUGUUUCGGAAAUAUGAAAUCAAUAUCGAAGUAGUUGAUCCACAGCUGAAAAAUAACCCAGACCUCGUUGAAGGUCUCGUUAAAUUUGAAGAAAGCUGGGAACGCGGAAAAGCCUAUAUACUAAAUUCAAAAAGGUAUAAUAAAGUUAUAUAUCUCCACAAGCUUAUAGAAAAAAUCUCAGAAAAAUACCAAAAUUUUCAGCGGCAGCUAGAAUGUUCUGACGCUGAAUUAUUUGUUAUUAUCCCAUCCCUGCUUGUACUAAAAACUCUAGAAGAAGAGGAUAAAGGGAUUUGCAGAUAUUUCUGCCCAAGGAUGUAUGAUGAAAAUGAUGAAAUAGGAAUCACUUGAAAACGGCUGAAAAGAAAUUUUAAAUUAGGGAAACUAGCAUCAUCAUCUUUACUUGAGUACACAGAACUAUUAGAAAUGAUGAUAUUGGGAAUUCCAAUUAAUCCUCAAUUGAGGUCAGAAAUUAUCAAUCCCAAAUUCGAUAACAUCGAUCAUGUCGUAAAUAAAAUAAAAACCUUAUCAAUAGCAGUUCAAAGGCACAAGCCUGUUGAAUGGAAUAAAUUUUUGGAUAUAGUUCUCAGCUAA